AUGUCCCCCCAGCCCGCGCCGCCACAAGCUGCGCGCCCGCCGCCCGCUCCCCCGCCGCUGAAGGCCCCGCUCCGCUUCGUGCUCGCCCUCGCUGGCCUGUGUGCCGCCUCGCGACCACCAGAAGGCGUGGCCUGGUCGCGGGCCGACGCGGACGCGUUCCUCGACGCGCUGCUCGCCCAGCUCGACCUGGUGCGCGACGUGCUCCCGCCCGACGUGGUGCCCUCGGACGUCGCUUUCGCCGCCGAGGGCCACCAGGCGUGGACGCCCGAGGACCGGGACGCGCUCGCGCGGACCCUUGUCCAGGCGUGCCUCGCCCCCCGAGCAGGCGGGGACAAGGACAAGCCCAAGGUCGUGUACACUGCCGCUGCGCGCGCCGCGUCGCACCUCGCGCUCAGCCUGCUCGGCCUCGACGCCGGCGUGCUCCUCCCCCGCGCGGAGAAGGACGUCGGCGCCACCCUCGCUGCCGCGCUCGAGGACGCACAUACCGACCAGGCGGUGGACGCCGCGCGCGAGAAGCAGAAGCACGGGUGGGGCGGCAAGCUCGGCCGCGGGCUGGCCACCGGCGCAGGCGUCAUCGCUGGCGGCGUGCUCAUCGGCGUGACGGGCGGUCUGGCCGCCCCAGCGAUCAUCGCGGCCCUCGCGCCGCUCGGCUUCGGCGCCGUGUCUGCCGCCGUCGCCCCCUUUGUGCUGGGCACGCUGUUCGGCCUCACGGGCGGUGGGCUGGCCGGCGCGCGCGUCGCUGACCGCUGGCGCGGCGUCGAGGAGUUCAGCUUUGUCGAAGUUGGCGCCGGGACCAAGCCGAGCCCCGACGAGGUGGACGACUUGGCUACCGGCCGCGCGGCGGUGCUGUUUGAUGUCGACACGCUCGACUUUGAUGACGAGGUGGAGGAGAAGCCGCGGGCGCGGGCUGGAGGGGAGAAGAGCAACGACGGCGAUGACGACGACUCGGUCGAGGCUGCGGCCCGCCGAGAGGUCGAGCGCAGCCGCAAGGAGCUGUCUGGUCGCAUUGUCCAGGCGUCGAUUGACGCCGGGACCGACACCGAGGCCAAGGUGCCCACCCCGCCGCCGCCGAGCCUGACUGGCACGAUCGUCGUCCCCGGCCUGCUGACCGUCUCGCGCACCGAGGCGCUGACGUCGUGGCGGGCAAUCUGCUCGCCGCGCGGCUUCAUGCAGUACCGAGCGCGUCUCAAGGCCGAGCGCGAGGAGAAGGGCGAGAAGGUGUCAGACGACGAGCUGCAGCUCCAGCCCGCGGGGUUGAAGGACGGGCGCGACGUCUACCUCCUCCGCUUCGAGACCAAGACCAUGCUGGCCACUGGACGCGACAUCGAGUCGUGGGUCACGUCCAAAGUCGCCGGAAUCGCAGGCACAGAAGUCAUCAAGCGUACCGUCCUGUCAGCGUACUACGCUGCCAUCGCGCUCCCCCUCACCGUCUACAAGCUCAGCACGAUGACGCUCGACAACUCGUGGAUGUACGCGCAGGGCCGGGCAGUCAAGGCCGGCCGGCUGCUGGGCGAGGUGCUCGCGCAGCGGGUCCAGGGCGAGCGGCCCGUCGUCUUGAUCGGCACGUCCGUCGGCUCCCUCACAGUCCUCCACGCGCUGCUAUACCUCGCCUCGCUGCCCGACCCCAAGCCGGACAUUGUCGAGUCGGCAUACCUCGUCUCGCUGCCUUCGUCGCCAACGGCACAAGAGUGGGCGGCGGCGCGCUCGGUCGUCGCCCGGCGCCUCGUCAACGCAUGGUGCGGCAACGACUUUGUCCUCGCCGUCGUGGUGCGCCUGCACGAGGUCGUGUCCCGCGGCGUGACGGGCAACUCGGGCAUCUGCGUCGCUGGCCUCGGGCCCGUCGACGUGCGCGGCGUCGAGAACGUCAACCUCUCGGGCGUCAUCAACGGGCAUAAUGAGAUUAAUGCCAGGGCGGGCGAGAUACUCGAGGUGAUCCAGAUUGACCAGUAGGGCGACGGUGAUACCUGAGGCGUGUACCAUCCCAUAGACACUAGAUGCAUCCUGUAC
This is a messenger RNA of Vanrija pseudolonga, 2007 nucleotides long. RefSeq names its product putative membrane protein F35D113 (gene F35D11.3). NCBI's taxonomy places the organism in Eukaryota, Fungi, Basidiomycota, Tremellomycetes, Trichosporonales, Trichosporonaceae. The record is from RefSeq and is a predicted model, not a curated record. The transcript is spliced from 4 exons. Bases 1 to 1950 code for a protein of 649 amino acids.